Pseudozyma hubeiensis SY62 is the source of this 246-nucleotide messenger RNA. RefSeq lists its product as hypothetical. Bases 1 to 246 code for a protein of 81 amino acids. The transcript is spliced from 2 exons. The record is from RefSeq and is a predicted model, not a curated record. NCBI's taxonomy places the organism in Eukaryota, Fungi, Basidiomycota, Ustilaginomycetes, Ustilaginales, Ustilaginaceae.
AUGGAGACAGACGUGGAGGAUGAUGGCUUCGGCUGUGCGUCCAAGCGUCGCCGGACAAUUGGCCGAUGCGGGAGCGACGCCACUUUACUCGAUGGACAGGCGCCGAAAACGCAGCUCGAGACGCGACUGGCGACGGCGUUGCUGUGCGAACAACACAAAACUCUCGAGUUGAUUCUUCCUCUUCUCUUUUGCAAGCUCCUUCCUUUGCUGAUCGUCCCAUCUCCACUUGCACACUAUCCAACUUGA